AUGCGAUCGAGUGCCACUGCCGGCCUCACCCCUCAACAGCUGUUGGACCGUCGCCGUGCUCAGAACAAACUGGCACAAAGGCGAUUCAGGGAAAAAGCUCGAAUGUCUCGAUCAUCUGCUUCGAGCUCUGCGGUAUCAUAUCUCUCAGCAACCUCAGCACUGCCCAGCUUCCCACCCCAUCUCGACUUGGCAGCGACAGCUCCGCCUCGAGUAGGUCAAGUCAGGAUCCGUUCGGCAUCGUCCGACUCGGCUUCAUCUUCCUUUCCCCUCUCCCUGUCGUCACAAGUCUCCAGUCCCACCUCAUCAUGCACCGAACUCAACACGCCAACCAUGCCCACUUUCAAUCACCUUGCCAUGCCAUCGUCCAGCUUGCCAUCCCUGAACGGCGGCUCGCUUGAUGUUCAGCCUGUCUUGGUAGCGCACGAGCCUAAGCCCGACAUAGCCUCGACUGAGUGCUCGUUCUACAUGCCACCACCUCCUACCUACUUUGAUCCUUCGAACUUUGCUUCCUUUGACCCAGUCCACCCUCAGCCUGUACCGAUUGUACCUUCGGCAGCGCCACUCACCUACUCGAGUCUGGCUUCUUCGUCACCGACACUUCAUCGCAACAUCGGCUUGAAGAUGCUCGGAAUGCACUCCGAUGCGUUCCUCAUGAGCCAGCCUCUACCGAGCCUCUCCUUGCUUUCUAACGCAAUGCUCUUUUCGCCUCACGGUACACCUCAGCACGUGCCCCACGAGAGCUCUUGUAUACCUGUCAGCUCGUUCGAAAAUCUGUUGCGCAUCCCUUCGCGACCCUCUUCCGGCUUUGCCAGUGGCACCGAGGAGCCAAGCCUCUCGCCGCCUUCUUCCAGCUCCUCGACAUUUUCGUCAACAUCUCAGCCCUACGAACCAGUGACCUCUACAGCUGUAGCAAGCCAGUCGGCAGAAUUGUGCCUAGAGAGAGCCAUCUCUAUGUAUAAUGCAGGUGGCUCUUCGGCUACGUCAACGCGAUCUGUCGCUAUCGCGUCGCAGUCAUUUGCACGCGUCAUCGAGCUCCUCGGCGGGCAUUUUGGCCUGGACCGCAACGGUCAGAGCUUGCCUUCGCUCCUUGCUCGUCUGCAGCUCGAUGGAAAGCUCUCUGAGAAUGCCGAAACCAACAAAGGUCUCGUCUUCGAUGCGUGCAUCGACUGGGACAAGAUGGCCUUGAACAUGUUCCCCGUCCCCGAGCAGCUCUUGUACCCUCACCGAGCCUUCAUCGACGCCUGCCUCCCGUGGCCUGCUGUGCGCUCUCGCCUGCUCAAACAGUCCUUGAUCUCGCCAGUAUGUGAGCAAGAGUUCGCUUUGGAUCUCUUGCUCUCCAUUCUUUCUUCGGAUGAGUCCCUUUCAACUUUCCAUGUCUACGGCGACGACGUGUUUGAUCCGGAGGCGUGGAAAGUGAGCGAAGGCAUGCUAACAAAGUGGUGGGGAUUGUUCGACGAUUCGAUUGUUCGUAGGACCAACUGGUGGCGACGUCAGCGAGGACUUCCCGACCUGGUCAUCCCUACUCCACUAGACUCGUCGAACGACUCGGUGCGACAAGGACUGGGAACCGGUUCGCUUGACCAAGUUCACCGCCUCGCUGCGACACUUUAUGCAUAG
Ustilago hordei is the source of this 1617-nucleotide messenger RNA. RefSeq lists its product as uncharacterized. Lineage: Eukaryota; Fungi; Basidiomycota; Ustilaginomycetes; Ustilaginales; Ustilaginaceae. The record is from RefSeq and is a predicted model, not a curated record. Bases 1 to 1617 code for a protein of 538 amino acids. The transcript has a single exon. Gene Ontology annotation, biological process: regulation of DNA-templated transcription. Gene Ontology annotation, molecular function: DNA-binding transcription factor activity.